Molecule: messenger RNA, 3935 nt
Organism: Diospyros lotus (date-plum)
Lineage: Eukaryota; Viridiplantae; Streptophyta; Magnoliopsida; Ericales; Ebenaceae
Exons: 3
Coding region: 1-3789 (1262 amino acids)
Biological process (GO): DNA integration
Molecular function (GO): zinc ion binding; nucleic acid binding
Source: RefSeq, a predicted model, not a curated record
AUGAGUGGACGUCGAGGAAGGCAGUCGACACGCGCCCAAGGCAACCGGGCAAUUCUUGCUCCAGGUCCUGAUCCCAUUUCGGAGCCUGCACCUGUAUCUAACCCUACACCACCCCCAGCAUCGCCUACUCCUACAGAUUCAGUGGCAGAGUUGCGCCAAGAGGUUAGUGAGUUGAGGGGCACGAUGGCUUCCAUGUUGAGGCAUUUCGAGGAAUUCAUGGCCCAUCAGGGCAGGCCAGGACAAGCGCUGCCGGUAGCAGGGAAUGAGCCAGUCUUACAAGAAAAUGUUAGUGGUCAGACGUCGAACCCAGUGCAGCAGGAGGUUGAGCCUCAGGGUAUGGAUGGUAAUGCUGGCAGUCAGUUGGUGAGGAACUUCAUGGCAUUCAGGCCAUCGGAAUUCAGAGGGGGAAAUGAUGUUCUGGUUGCAGAAGAGUGGCUGAUGGCAAUAGAGAAACAUCUGCGGACCAUAGGAUGCACUGAUGCACAGAAGGUACAGUUGGCUACAUACCUACUUCGGGGAGCAGCUGAGAGGUGGUGGGAGACGGCCAGACUGCGAUUCAGGAACAGGGAGCCAUCUUGGGCUGAAUUUAGGGAGCUCUUCAACGCUAAUUAUUUUCCCGCCUGGGUUCGUAGCCAGAAGACAUACGAGUUCAUCGAGUUGACCCAGGGCAACAUGUCAGUGGCUCAGUAUGAGGAGGAGUUCACCUCCCUAGCACGCUUUGCCCCUGAGUUAGUAGACACUGAUGAGAAGAAAGCGACCAAGUUCUUGAGAGGGUUGCGAGUGGAGAUUCGAUUUCAGCUGGCAGGUGCGCAGUUCACUGACUAUUCUACACUGGUACAUCGGGCAUACAUCAUUGAGAGGGAGAGGAGCGAGCUGAGAGCAGCCCUGACAGCUACUAGGGGGUCAGGCUCAGCCCAGGGACAGGGCAAUGACAGGAAGAGGAAGGGUGCACCAGGGCCUUCGAGAGGCACGCCAGACAUCCCCCCAUGCAAGACAUGUGGAAAGAGGCAUCGUGACCCAUGCCGCUACGACAGAGGGGUGACAUGUUACACUUGUGGUCAGGCGGGGCACGUACAGAGGGACUGCCCUCAGGGGUCAGGUAGAGCAGGCAGCCAGGAGGUGACAUGUUUUAAAUGUGGGCGCAAGGGCCAUAAGGCCAACGUUUGUUCAGUGCCACCCCAGCGAGGAGGCCAAAGGCCGGGGUAUCAGAGUGAUAGAUCUGGGCAGAGGCAGUCAGUGCCUAGACUUCAAGGGAUGGCACCAUCAUUGGCACUACCAUCAGGACAGAGCACCGCAGAUGCUGAUAGACCCCACAUCCAGGGGCGAGUGUUCGCCUUGACUACAGCUGAAGCAGAGCAAGGGAAGGACACAGUGCAAGGUAUCUUAUCCUUAUAUGAUAUUGAUGUUUGUGUUUUAUUUGAUACGGGAUCCACACACUCUUUUGUUGCACCUCGGGUGGUAUGUCAUAUUCCAAUUUCCAGUACAUUGUUACCAUAUUAUUUGAUUGUAACUACUCCGGGAGAUACGAAAAUGGUGGGUAGUGAGGUGUAUAGGGAUUGUAAAAUCAUAGUGCACGAUAAGGAGUUUCCGGGGAAUUUGGUGGUGCUAGACAUAAAAGAUUUUGAUCUUAUUUUGGGCAUGGACUGGCUAUCCCAACACUAUGCUAAGGUUGAUUGUCGGCACAAGGUAAUUCAUUUUGAGUUGCCUCAUCAGCCAAUUGUUGUGUAUAGAGGCAUUAAACCAAUGAGCUCCACACCCUUGAUUUCGGUGAUAAAGGCAGAGAAAUUAAUGCGACAUGGUUGCGAGGCAUAUUUGGCUUUAGUGACGACUGGUAAUGAGGACAAGAUGGAAUUGCCAGAUAUUCCGGUGGUCUGUGAAUUUCCCGAUGUAUUUCCUGAAGAGUUGCCAGGAUUGCCGCCAUCGAGGGAGGUUGAGUUCUCUAUUGACUUAGUACCAGGUACGCAGCCAGUUUCUAGGGCUCCUUACAGAAUGGCUCCAAAUGAAUUGAAAGAGCUAAAGGUGCAGUUGGAGGAAUUGAUUGAGAAGGGAUUCAUCCGCCCGAAAGAUGUAAAGAAGACUGCUUUUCGCACUAGGUACGGUCAUUACGAGUUUGUGGUCAUGCCAUUUGGGUUGACUAAUGCCCCGGCAGUCUUCAUGGAUUUGAUGAACAGGGUGUUUAGAGAGUAUUUGGAUAGCUUUGUUAUAGUGUUCAUUGAUGACAUACUCAUCUACUCGCCGAGUUUGGAGGACCAUGAGACCCACCUUAGGCUGGCAUUGCAGAGGCUGAGGGAGAGGCAGUUGUAUGCCAAGUUCAGUAAGUGUGAUUUUUGGCAGCGACAGGUUGGCUUCUUGGGACACGUAGUAUCUGGUAAGGGUAUUUCAGUAGACCCUGAAAAAGUGAAGGCAGUGAUUGAGUGGCCACAACCGACUACAGUGACCGGCAUCAGGAGCUUUUUGGGGCUAGCAGGUUACUACAGAAGAUUCAUUGAGGGUUUCUCUAGGCUUUCAUCUCCUAUGACAAAGUUGACUGGGAAGGGAGUCAAGUACGAAUGGAACGAGGCUUGUGAGCGUAGCUUUGAGGAGUUGAAGAAGAGGCUAACCUCAGCACCAGUAUUGGCUAUUCCUAGGAGUGGAGUGACAUUUUCCAUCUUCAGUGAUGCGUCACACUCAGGUCUCGGAUGUGUAUUGAUGCAGGAUGGACGAGUGAAUGCCUAUGCCUCGAGACAAUUGAAGAAACAUGAGGUGAACUACCCUACCCAUGACUUGGAGUUAGCGGCAGUAGUGUUUGCUCUCAAGAUUUGGAGGCAUUACCUUUAUGGAGAGAAGGUGGAGAUUUAUACUGACCAUAAAAGUUUAAAGUACCUUUUCUCCCAGAAGGAGUUGAACAUGAGGCAACGUAGGUGGAUGGAGCUUUUGAAGGACUAUGAUUGUGAGAUCUUGUACCAUCCGGGGAAGGCCAACGUGGUGGCCGACGCAUUGAAUGCUUUGGGGACGAAGCUAAAGUUUAGUACCGCGUUCCACCCUCAGACAGAUGGACAGUCAGAGAGGACCAUCCAGACAUUAGAGGACAUGUUGAGGGCAUGUGUGUUGGAUUUCCAUGGUAGUUGGGAUGAUCAUCUGCCACUAGUAGAAUUCGCUUACAACAACAGUCACCACUCUAGUAUUGGUAUGCCGCCUUAUGAGGCACUUUACGGCAGGCCGUGUAGAUCACCCAUUUGUUGGGAGGAGAUUGGAGACAGAGCAUUAUUGGGGCCAGAGAUUGUUGAGCAGACAUCAGAAAAGAUUCGGAUUAUCAGGGCUAGAAUGAAGGUCGCACAGGACCGACAAAAGAGCUAUGCGGAUAAAAGACGUCGAGACUUGGAGUUCUCAGCUGGGGACCACGUAUGGCUGAGAGUGAUGCCCAUAAAGGGCGUACGCAGAUUUGGGGUGUCGGGGAAGCUUAGUCCUCGCUAUAUUGGACCGUUUGAAAUCUUGGAACGAGUUGGCCCUUUGGCCUAUAGGUUGGCCUUGCCACCACAGUUAGCUGGCGUUCAUAAUGUCUUCCAUGUGUCCAUGUUAAGGAAGUACGUGCCGGAUCCCCAGCAUAUCAUCGACUAUCAGACUAUAGAAGUCAAGGAGGAUGUCACAUACGAGGAGAAACCUGUUAGUAUUUUGGAGCGGAAAGAGAAAGUGCUACGAAAUCGAUCGAUUCCAUUUGUUAAAAUUCAGUGGCAGCGUCACUCUUUAGAUGAGGCUACCUGGGAGCGCGAGGAGGAGAUGAGGUGUCUUUUCCCCCAGCUAUUCGAGUGACCAGACAGGAAUUUGGGGACCAAAUUCUUUGAAGGGGGGGAGAAACUGUAACGACCCAUUAUUGGGUUUAGAAUUUUAGAAUGAUAUAUUAACUUAUUUUAGUUAUUAUAUAAGUUGAGCAAAUUUGAUUCUUAAUGUUGAAAUAG